Fimicolochytrium jonesii is the source of this 1905-nucleotide messenger RNA. RefSeq lists its product as uncharacterized. Bases 103 to 1818 code for a protein of 571 amino acids. The transcript is spliced from 11 exons. Gene Ontology annotation, biological process: dolichyl monophosphate biosynthetic process. NCBI's taxonomy places the organism in Eukaryota, Fungi, Chytridiomycota, Chytridiomycetes, Spizellomycetales, Powellomycetaceae. Gene Ontology annotation, molecular function: dolichol kinase activity. Gene Ontology annotation, cellular component: endoplasmic reticulum membrane. The record is from RefSeq and is a predicted model, not a curated record.
GAGCUGAACGGAGAAGUCCUUUCUGCCUCUUUGCGGCAUUCCGCCCAUUGAGUUGCCCCGCGGCUCACAUUCGCAACGCAACAGCCAACACGUUCAGAAACAAUGGCAUAUCGACGACCAGCGCUUCCCGCAGAGCCUCCACCUUCCUCGUCACCACCACCACCACCACCACUUCCAGCACUCUCAAGCCAUCCCGCACCCGCCGAAACGGCAUACAAGGUCCACACAGUCGUCGAAGCAGCAUGUCUGGUUAUACCGUACGCCUGGGCGUUUGGCAGGCUGCGGGUGUUGGGGAAAAUUGGAUGGGGUGGGGAUAUGGGAGUGGCGGUGGUUGUUCUGGCGGCGACGCUAAUGUUGCAGUUCGCUAGUCUGCAUUCCACGAAUAGCACGAUCCAGAUACGGACUGGCUACUACAGGCCCAACGCGGAACCAGGGAUAGUGGCCGGUCUCUUAUUACCGCCGCUUGUCACUGCCAGCAUGAUGUUGGCUGUGACGGAUCCAGAAAUGAGUGACUACUUUGCCCUCUUCUUGAAGCUGAGCUUAUGGUUCAGUAGCUUGGAAGGAGCUCGCUUGUUUAUGCGGCUGGGAUCUGGGUGGACACGGCAUGUUUGGGCGACCGUACUGGUCGGUGUAUGCCUCACGUCUUUGACGAGUCGGAUGCAAAUUAUCUAUGGUCUGGGAGGAGUAGUUAUCUUCAAAGCCUUUUUACACAUGCUUCAGUCAUGGUUACGGCCCAGCUUCACGCUCGGCGAGGCGCUGGUGGUUGCACAAACGCUGGCGUUGCUAUUUAUCGAUGCGGUUUUCAGCUUGCAAUCAAAGCUGCUACCACAACACCCCCAACCAACUCUAAUGCAUCGAAGCGAAAUGAACGUCUUCAUGCACGCAUUGGUGUACGGGAUGCUUCUUAUCGGGAUCGCUUUAUCACCUCUAUUGCGUGCGAUAUCUCAAGCGCGGCUGGAUGGUCAAACGCAGAGAUGGAUGGUGCUGUCUGGAUUCUUUUACGUUGCUGUGGUGGCGCUGGUUUUGUUUAUAAUAGCCCCGUGGACCCAGCUUUGUUUGGGGGCUGAGCCUUUCAUGUGGACCAUCAACUUUGUAUUGUUCUCCGGCUUCACCCGACCCGUCGUCACACUUUAUUGGGCGUCCAUUAUAGUGAUCGGCGUGACGAUCGCAUGGCUGAAGUUCCCAGAGACGACAGCAAAUAGUGCGGUAUUGAAUUGGAAGCGGAAGUACUUCCAUCUACUGGCGACGUUGAUGUUCAUUCCAGGGUACAUAUGGGAUCCGGAAUUCAUGCACCUAGCCUUCUCCGUCGCGCUAGCUGUGCUCAUCCUGUUCGAGUACCUCCGCCACUUCCGCCUCUACCCGCUCGGACAACCCGUACAUGAUUUCCUGUCCAAGUUCCUAGACGACCGCGAUUGUGGGCCGGUCAUCUUGUCGCACCUGUAUCUCCUCGUUGGGUGUGCGUUACCUGUGUGGUUAAACCGUAUACCGAUGCGGAUGGUCGUUGGCGGCUUGAGUGGCAUGCUGACGUUGGGGAUUGGGGAUACAAUGGCUUCAAUACACGGAAAACGGUUCGGCAGAAACAAAUGGCCCGGAACCGCGAAAACGGUUGAGGGAACGCUCGCGUUCAUUGUCACCAUCACCGUCGCGUGCGUCACCAUCUCUUUGCUCACUAAAAUACCCCUUAUUCCGACUCAUAAGUGGCCGGAGUUUUUGGUGUGCAUCAUCUUCAGCAGUCUCUUAGAAGCCUUCUCAGAUCAGAACGACAAUCUCAUCAUCCCAUUAUACACAUUCGCUUUCUUGCAUCUGACGCUUCUCUGAACAUCAAACAUGGUGUCGCUACACUUGCUCACCCAAUACGUCUGGCGACGCGGAUCUUUGAAUCGAGUCUACUCUAGUACACAUACU